Messenger RNA from Ceratotherium simum simum (southern white rhinoceros), 2698 nucleotides. Lineage: Eukaryota; Metazoa; Chordata; Mammalia; Perissodactyla; Rhinocerotidae. The record is from RefSeq and is a predicted model, not a curated record.
GAGGAACAGCAGGAGCUGGUGAGGCAGGCCUGGCCUCCCGGGCAGUGAGGACCGUCAAACCGACCCACAGCCAGAACCCACCAGUGCCGGACCCCUGCUCAUCCAGAGUUGACCGCGAAGAUGACGCUGACCCGGGGGCUGCUCCCCAUCGCUCUCCUGGCUCUGUGCUGGGGGCUCAGCGUGGCAGGGGCCCAAGGGACCAUCCCGCUGCAGACCCUGAGCUGCCAUAACGACUACACCAGCCGCAUCGUCUGCAGCUGGGUGGACACCCGGGACGCCCAGCGGCUCAUCAACGUGACUCUCCACCGCAGGCUGAACGAGCACCCCCCGCAGCCAGUGGCUUGCCAUCUCAGUGAUGACACAUCCUGGUCAGAUGGCACUUGUCCUGGCUGUGUGCCCAGAAUAUGCAUCAUCCCCUGCAAGCUUUUCCUCCUUCAUGACAGAGACUACUUCUCAUUCCGACCAGACAGGCCUCUGGGCGCCGAGCUCACCGUCACUCUGACCCAGCACGUGCAGCCCCCCGCCCCUGAAGACCUCCAGGUCACUGCUGCCGGGAACCAUUUCCUGCUGACCUGGAGAGUGGCCCUUGUGGCGUCCCAGAGCCACUGGCUGUCCAACCUGGAGUUCGAGGUGGUCUACAGGCAGCUUCAGGACUCCUGGGAGGACGCCCCCACCCUCCUCUCCAACUCCUCCCAGGCUGUCCUGGGGCCAGAGCACCUCCUGCCCAGCAGCACCUAUGUGGCCCGAGUGCGCACCCGGUUGGCCCCGGGCUCGGGGCUCUCGGGACGGCCCAGCCAGUGGAGCCCGGAGGUGCGCUGGGACUCCCAGCCAGGGGAUGAGGCUCAGCCCCGGAACCUCCAGUGCUCCUUCGACGGUGCCACUGUGCUCAGCUGCUCCUGGGAGGUGAGGUCCGAGGUGACCAGCUCAGUCUCCUUCACCCUCUUCUACAAGUCCAGCCCCAGUGCAGGGGAGGAAGAGUGCUCCCCGGUGCUGCAGGAGAAGUGCGGCGGCCCCUACAUCCUGCACCGCUGCCGGAUCCCCGUGCCCGACCCCAGCAACCACAGCCAGUACAUCGUCUCUGUGCGGCCAAGGGAGGAAGAGAAAUUUAUAAAGAGCUCAGAGAACAUCCAGAUGGCUCCCCCGACACUCAACGUGACCAAGACUGGGGACGCCUACGUCCUGCACUGGCGAGCAGCAGAAAUGCAUGAAAAACACAUAGGUCACACCUUCCAGGUCCACUACAAGAAAGAUGCGGCCUCGUGGGAGGAGGCCAAGAAGGAGACUGUGUCACACACACACAGCCUGUCGCUCUCCAGGCUGGAGGCUUCCACCAGGUACCAGGCACGGGUGAGGGUCAAGCCUGCCCCUGGCAGCUACAAGGGGAUCUGGAGUGAGUGGAGUGAGGAGCGCUCCUGGGUCACUGAGUGGGUGCUGCCCAUGUGGGUCCUGGCGCUCAUCCUGGUCUUCGCCACCCUAAUCUUGCUCCUAGCCCUGCGCUGCUGUGGCAUCUACGGGUACAGGCUGAACCGGAAGUGGGAGGAGAAAAUCCCCAACCCCAGCAAGAGCCACCUGUUCCAGAACGGGAGCGCCGGGCUGCGGCUCCCAGACGGCGUGUGCACCAGCGGGAGCCCCCCAUACCAGGGGCCGUGGGGCAGCCACUUCCCUGAGCUGGAGGAGGGGGUGUUCCCUGUAGACUGCGGGCACAGCGAGGUGUCACCUCUCACCACAAAGGACCCUAAAGAUGCCCGGGACUCACCAUCUGAGCCUGACACGACUCCAGCCCCCUCGGACCUGCCCACCGAGCGGGCCCCCAACCCCCAGCCGGGCCUCUCGGCCCCCUCUGGCUGGCCUGAGGGCCUGGUCUCUGGCUUCGACUUCAAUGGCCCCUACCUGGGGCCGCCCCACAGCCGCUCCUUGCCUGACGUGGUGGGCCCGCUGGCGCCCCCGCAGAUGGGCACGAGCCAGAAGCUGCCACCUCUGGGGUCCCUGGAGUACCUGUGUCUGCCCCCGGGGGGACAGGUGCAGCUGGUCCCGCUGUCCCAGGCGAUGGCACAGGGCCAGGCCAGGGAUUUGGAGAAGAAGCCCAGCCCAGGGGCUGAGGAGAGUCCCUCCCUGGAGACAGGGGCAGGCCCUGCCCCUCCUGCACCAGGGCUGGUGGUGGGCGCUCAGGACUCAAAGGGCAGCCCCACAGCUCUGCCCGCUGGCUCUGGGGGCCCUGAGGACAGCGGCGUGGCCUCUGGUUAUGUCACCACUGCAGGGCUGGCCCUCGUCCCGCCCACAGGGGCCCCCUCUGUCUCCCAGGCUCCGCCUCUGGUGCUCCCCUCAGACCAGGACCACAGCCUCUGUCCUGGACUGGCCGGUGGGCCCCCUGGGGCCCCGGCCCCCAUGAAGCUAGAGUUUGAGGGCAAUGUGGAGCUCCCUCCCACCACAGGCCAGUCCUCCAAGUCCCCACUGGUCAGUCCUGCUCCUCCUGCAGCCUGCAGCCCCAUCCUGAGCCCAGGGGAGCCUCGGGCAGAUGCGGCCCCGGCCUCCCCACACCCUGAGGGGCUCCUGGUCCUGCAGCAGGUCGGUGACUAUUGCCUCCCCUCCAGCUUUGGAGCACGCCAGCUCUCUCUCCAGGGCAAGCCCUCCACUCUGAAAGAAGGCGCUCGGACUAAGAUCCGCUGGCCCCAUACCCUCGCCCAGUCUUUGUGAAGGG